Messenger RNA from Dama dama (fallow deer), 5103 nucleotides. RefSeq names its product abhydrolase domain containing 15 (gene ABHD15). The coding region runs from base 1 to 1404 and encodes 467 amino acids. The record is from RefSeq and is a predicted model, not a curated record. The transcript is spliced from 2 exons. Gene Ontology annotation, molecular function: monoacylglycerol lipase activity; short-chain carboxylesterase activity. NCBI's taxonomy places the organism in Eukaryota, Metazoa, Chordata, Mammalia, Artiodactyla, Cervidae.
AUGCCACCGUGGGGCGCCGCCCUCGCCCUGCUCCUGGCCGCGCUCGCCCUGCUCGCCCUGCUCGCCCUGCGGCUGCGGCGCCCCAGCAGGCGCGCCGUCGGAGCGAGGACCCUGCCGGGGGCGCGGAGCGAAAAUCACGGGGAGGUGGACGGCGGAGGCCCCGCGGGUCAGUUAAGCGACGGGCGGGAGCCGCUGCCCGGCGGCUGCAGGCUCAUCUGUAAGCCGUCGGCACUGGCCCAGUGCCUGCUGCGCGCUCUGCGACGCUCGGCCGCGCUAGAGCCGGGGCCGCUCCCCUGGCUCUCCGGGCCCCACCUGCAGACCCUCUGCCACUUCGUGCUGCCGGUGGGGCCGGGGUCAGAGCUGGCCCGGGAGUACCUGCAGUUGGCAGACGACGGGCUGGUGGCCCUGGACUGGGUGGUGGGACCUGGCGCCCGGGGCCGCCGGGCCACCAAUGCCGGGGGCCUCCCGGCGGUACUGCUGGUGAUCACCAAUGCCUGGGGGCGCCUCACCCGCAACGUGCUCGGCCUCUGCCUGCUGGCCCUGGAGCGCGGCUACUACCCGGUGAUCUUCCACCGGCGGGGCCACCACGGCUGCCCACUGGUCAGCCCCCGGCUGCAGCCCUUUGGGGACCCGUCCGACCUCAAAGAGGCUAUCACUUACAUCCGCUUCCGACACCCCGCCGCCCCGCUGUUCGCGGUGAGCGAGGGCUCGGGCUCGGCGCUGCUGCUGUCCUACCUGGGCGAGUGUGGCUCCUCCAGCUACGUGACCGGAGCUGCCUGCAUCUCGCCCGUGCUACGCUGCCGCGAGUGGUUUGAGGCCGGCCUGCCCUGGCCCUACGAGCGGGGCUUUCUGCUUCACCAGAAGAUCGCCCUCAGCAGGUACGCCACGGCCUUGGAGGACACCGUGGAUACCGGCAAACUGUUCAGGAGCCGCUCCCUGCGGGAGUUUGAGGAAACCCUCUUCUGCCACACCAAGAGCUUCCCCAUCAGCUGGGACACCUACUGGGACCACAACGACCCCCUCCGGGAUGUGGAUGAGGCAGCGGUACCUGUGCUGUGCAUCUGCAGUGCCGACGACCCCGUGUGCGGGCCCCCAAGCCACUUUCUGCCAACUGAACUCUUUCACAGCAACCCCUACUUCUUCCUUCUGCUCAGCCGCCACGGGGGCCACUGUGGCUUCCUGCGCCAGGAGCCCUUGCCAGCCUGGAGCCAUGACGUCAUCUUGGAGUACUUCCGGGCCUUGACUGACUUCUUCCGGACGGAAGAGAGGAUGAAAGGGCUGAGCAAGCGCCGAGCUUCCUUCCUGGCGGGCCGGCGUCGCUGGGGAACCCUGCCGAAGUGGGAGGUCUCCCCCUCUUCUAGUCUGGAGGAGAUCUUUAGCUGGAAGAGAUCCUAUACACGGUGAGGCCUGACCCGAGAAGCCCCUAGCCCUGCAAGGAAGAACAGAACUGCACAUGGCUGAGUCCUUACCAGGCAAUGAGGACUGAAUGCGGCCAGCUAGCUGCAGCCCUUUGCCCCUGGUCCAGCCCCUCUCUUAAACUGGUCUGUGGAAAGACAUGGAACCCCCUGGAAGCUGGCGUUCACUGGCCCCUGAGUGGAACUCCUGCCCCGACCCUGUUCUGCACAUGCCAACUCAUCCCGGUUCAGCAGCGGGGCAUUGCCCAUCACUAUCCCCUGUCACUGACUUCAUAAGCCAAAGAAUAGCACCGUUUAAGUCCCUGGACUUUAGAGAAAAUGCUCACUCACGAGCAAUGACACAGAGAAGAUGAGUUUUUGUGAGCCAUGGGGUAGGUCUGUGCCACUCAGGUUCUCAAGCUGGAGCCACUUGAGGUAGUGGGGACAGACAGGAUGUUUGUGUCUUCGUCCCACUUCCCUCGUUGUUUUUUUCCUGCGGCUGUGGCGCUCCGCUGAGUUCGCGUGGUGACGGCUGUGAAAGCGGCUCAUAGCCGUGUGGCCGCGACAGUGAGAGAGGCCCGGAGGCAGGCAGUGCUGUGCGGAGACUGGGCUGGGGAGGGUGAGGAGGCGGAGAACGUGAACGAACACCUGCGUCUGCAACACUAAGGUCCAGUGUUUGGAUGAGUUCUGCAAGUCUUGAUUGGGAGUGGGGGGCUGAUCUGGGGCUUCAGCCUAGGACCUCAAGACUCACUGAAGAGAUUCCAGGGGUGAUUAAGAAUAGGAAAUCCUCGCAGGGUGUGCUUGACCAUGGCUCAAGGAGCCAGGCUUUCAGACAUUCUAGGUGCUCCUUCCAGUACCAUUUUGGAGGAUUACUCCAGCGAGCUCUAGCGAGAGGUGUUUUUCUCUAGAGAUGUGAGCUUUCUCUAAAUGGUAAAAGUAUAAACCUCAUAUCUUAGGUGGUUUUUUUGGUUAGUUGCCCUCUUUUCAGACACUGCUGCUAACCUUUCCCUCUUCAGAGCCUAGAGAGACAUCUGGUACCAGAGAAAACAGAAGUUCCAAGAGAUUGACUGGAGCUGACUCAGUGAUUUAUGAAUAUUUCACAUUAUCACACCUUUUCUGCUCAAUUAAUCAAAAGGCUAUCCAUCCAUGUAGAUGCAGGAAAAGCUUCCCCCAGGAUCUGGCCACUUACUGACUGACAGGCUCCUCGGUGUUUUGAGGACUAAUGCUGAAGAUUAGAGUAAAAUAAGGCAUCGUAUGGAUUGACCCACACAACUUGGUUUGGAUUAAGCCAUUAAGCAAUACAGUAGGACAUCCAGUCCAUCCCCUCACCCCCAAAAAAGAAAGCUUUCCCCAGAACCAGAAGUUUUAAUUGGUCAUCAAGAAAAGAAGGCACCUCUUGUGACAAGAGGCUCCAUCCUGGCCUCACAAACAGCAAAGCAAUUUUAAGGAGAGAUGUUUACCAUGUCCUAAGGCUUGGUAUGAGGAAUUCCUGGGGCCAUGGAUAAUCUUCCCCCAUUCUUGUUCUUCUAGAUCAAAUAAGAAAAAAACCCUAUAAACUAACCCAAGAAUCUGAACCAGAAGGCAGACAACACUCAAUUGUCUAAGGCACAUUAUCCUGUCAUGAAAAGACUCCCCACUGCUUGUUCCUCUUCCUCCACGUUCCUCAGCUAACAUUCUCUCACUAUUUCUGAGCAGGAGAAAUAAUAAGGAAGUGAACCCCAAAGAAGCCAUUCUGCUUCUGGCUAACCGCCUUGGUGUAAGGCUUGGUGAAGAACUACUGACAUCUGGCCAGCCCUGUCCCCCAGCAUCUGGUACAGUGGAGAUUUCAGUUUAUUAGGUCUUGCACUCCCAUAUGCAGGACCCGAUGAUAGUUCAGAACUCACUGCAAACCGAAGAACACUUCAGUGGUUUUUUAAACACCCCCCCACCCGCACCCCCAGGAUUAAAUGGCCCCUAAGGGCUAAAAUCUGGAUUGUUUCCCUAGGCCAGAUACCUUGGGACUCUGGUUCUUUGAGAUAAUAGCUUUUGGAGAAAUCAUGGUUCAUCUUUUACAGGAAAGCAAGCUUGUGGGGUGGGGAUAGAGGAAGAUAUAUAUAUCCUUUAAGUGAUAAAAGUACAAACCUCACAUCUGAGGUGUUUAUUUGGUUAGUUCCCUCUUUUCUGACACUACUACUAGCCUUUCCCUCUCCAGUGCCAAGCUUCAGAACAGCCCAAUCCAGCUCCACUGAUUGCCUUGGAUCCACAGCUCUAAUGACCUAAACCCCAGUUCUCCUCCAUGCCCCUUGUGCCAGAUGUACUCAGAGCCGUUCUCAAGAAGCUACUUCUCUCCUGUCUUCUUGUCACUGUUUGGUGACAUCACUGCUUUUCAGCCCAUUUUUGCCAGAAAGUGUACUUCCGGUUCAAGCAGGUUUGGGUGACUCUUCCCUUCAUCUAAUGACAAAGGACUCACCCAAACUGGCUCCACCUUUGUUGUUAGCUAGUUGUAUGAAACCCGAUGGAAGAACCCCAGACACACAUUCUGAGAGAGUGCACUGGCCCUUGAACAAACAGACAAGUUACAAGCUGGGGGGAGCAAGAAAACAAUGAAACAAAACCCAAAGAAGUACCCUCGAGCUGGGAGUUUUCCAGGUAGCAUGUCUGGCAAUCCACUCAGGUCUCAUUCACUUGCUCGCCUCCCCUUUUGGUCUUUUCAUUAUUUAGAAACACCUUUAAAUGGUAAAGGGGGUAAAAACAACCCAAUGACAAUAAAGAAGACAUCAUCUCUGAAGUAGAAACUGCAUUGUGUCUCCAUCCACUGGAUCAGAAUGUAGGAAGCCCACAACUGCUUCUCAAAGUUUCUUUGAGUUCUACUAAGUUCUGACCUUUGAUAUCAAAGACUGUGGUUAAGCUGUAACUUAAUUCUCUUAAAGAUUUAGUAUUUUAUGUAUUUAUACAUGGUUUCCAAGGUGGCUUGGCCAGAGAUGACAAUAUGAAAAAAACAUAGCACCAAAUUCUCAUUUUGAGAAGACAUUGUCUCUGUUUUGUGUGAAGAUAUCCUUGCUAAGACUUGAGUGCUGUUAUAAGAAGUCUUGACACAGGAAGUGUCAUUUCAGCUUUAUAUACAACCUCAAAACCACACCAGAACCAGAAAGUCUUCUGUACUCAUCUUCCACCCAGACCACAGGAUCUUUUGUCAGUCAGUCACGCUUAGUAAUGCCAAGGUUUCUUCCUUUAGAAAUGAACUUUAAAGUUUCUCCAUGCUUAAAUAAACAGAUAUACUUGGCCACUUUGGCAGAACUUGCCAAUGAUACCAGUGAUUCAGUGAUACCAAUGAUUCUACAGCCAAGCCACAAAGGAUGGCAUCAGAAACUGUUUUCACUAUGUAUCACAUUUUGCAAAGUUAAGAUUGAGAAGUUAUAUCCAGGGAGUGUCCGAGUGCCCAGAGAUGGAAUGAAUGCCUUAGAAAGCAGGAAGUCCCACAACUCUGGUAGAAUAUGCAACCACUUGGCACACAUCAUGGAGGGGACCUGUGCUGAGGGAUUGUGGAAUUUCAUUAAAACAAACAAUAAAAGAUAUUAACAUUUUAAAAACAGGUAUCUCUAGCUCCUCCAGCCUUCCUGUAUAAGAAGAUAAUAUCCUGUUCUAGUGUCUAUCACUAGUGUGAUUAAACAAAAAAUUCUCUCCAACUUGUUUGCCUCUGAAUAAUAAAUUGCAGUCUCCCUGCAACAAU